GGCAACCCUCGGUCGGAUUAGAAAACAUCCAUCCGGCAGUGAAGUGGGUCGGGACUUUCAGAAGGAAACAUGGAAUAAAAAACUUUGGAAACUUGAAUUUGGGACAAGUCUGGCCAACAGCCGAAGACUAUGAUUGUGGAUAAAAUGUGUUUUAUAUGAAGAAGGGCUCCGAUAGUACUGUCGCUGUCCUUUGAACGAGAGGAUGGCAGGUAUUUUAAGGUAUUUGGAGAAGGUGACGCGGGGACUGAAGAUGGACGUGCUGCGAGAGGCCGGCCGUCAGUACCCGGUGUCCUGCGUCCUGCUGCUGUCCCUGCUGGCGCUCACUCUGCUGCUCAACAGGUAUCUCCACAUCCUGAUGAUCUUCUGGUCGUUCCUGGCUGGUGUCACCACUUUCUAUUGCUCCUUCGGACCGGAGUCCCUUCUCCCAAACAUCUUCUUCACCGUGAAGCCGAGGAACAAACGGCAGGAGCAGGAGCUGUUUCCUCUGGGCAACAGCUGUGCCGUGUGUGGGAAGGUCAAGUGCACCCGGCACCGGCCGACGCUGCUCCUAGAAAACUACCAACCGUGGCUGGACCUGAAGGUUCAUUCCAAAGUGGACGCCUCGAUAGCUGAGGUGUUCGAGUUAGUUCUGGAGAACUUCGUGUACCCCUGGUACAGGGACAUCACAGAUGACGAGGCGUGUGUGGAUGAAGUGAGGAUGACCUUUCGCUUCUUUGCGUCGGUGCUCGUCCGCAGGGCUCAGAAGGUCGUGAAGGAAGCCGUCAUGUGA
This is a messenger RNA of Cottoperca gobio, 769 nucleotides long. RefSeq names its product sorting nexin-14-like. Gene Ontology annotation, biological process: autophagosome maturation. Bases 203 to 769 code for a protein of 188 amino acids. Gene Ontology annotation, molecular function: phosphatidylinositol binding. Gene Ontology annotation, cellular component: late endosome. The record is from RefSeq and is a predicted model, not a curated record. The transcript has 8 exons. NCBI's taxonomy places the organism in Eukaryota, Metazoa, Chordata, Actinopteri, Perciformes, Bovichtidae.